AGCAGGUUUGUAGUAAAAAGGUUAGAACUGUUUAUAACAAAACAGAUCACACAGCGAAUUGUCCAGAAUGCUAAACAUGGAAAACAAUGGCGUCAGUGUCGAGUUUGUCGCCAACAUAAUCAAACAGAACGGACCAGAGCACGUCUUAAUUUUGGAUUCAAGACCAUUUAUGAGAUUCAACGAAGGGCAUUUGCCAGAAGCCACGAAUAUCCACUGUCCACCGAUUUUAAAGCGGCGGUCGAAUGGCUUCAUCCCCUUGGUGAACAUCGUGCCUUGUGAAGCUAAGAGGAAUAAAUUAGUCGAUGGGAAAUAUAAGUUAGUUAUUGUGUAUGAUGAUGACACGAGUGAGCUAAGUUUGGCUAAGAAGGACUCAAACUUGUUUUCAGUAUUGGACAGUAUGACGCAGCAAGUGAGCGUGCCGCGCCUGUACUACAUCACAGGUGGUUAUGAAAAGUUCCAUGAAUGUUAUCCACAACUUUGUAUAGCUCAACAAAUUCUACUACCGUCCUUCUUAUUGUCCUUACCAAGCCCCGUUGUUUUACCUUCACCUCGUCGAGAAGCUAGGAAUGAACCAGCGGAGAUAUUCCCUAAUGUAUAUUUGGGUGAUUCAGGCCACGCCUCCCAGAAGGAAAUGUUAAAACGGAUUGGUUUUACUGCUAUACUCAACGUUUCGUCCAAUUGUGUCAACCAUUUCCCUGCGGAUUUUGAAUACAUGACAAUAAGAGUAUGUGACAACUCGACCGCCGACUUGUCUUCAUGGUUUGAUGCAGCUUUUAACUUUAUGGAUUCCAUCACAGAGAAUGAUGGUAAAGUUUUAGUCCAUUGUCAUGCCGGUGUUAGCCGAUCUGUUACCAUUUGUCUGGCUUACCUCAUGUUUAAAAGUCAUCUUAGUCUCGACCUAGCUUACGAGCAUGUUAGAGAUCGAAGAAGCAUCAUCGACCCCAACUUGAACUUUAUGCAGCAGUUGAGACGAUACGAGAGUGAACUACGGGUGGCUCAUUCCUUGAAGGGCUGUUCUCAAGCUGAACGGAGCUUCACUUCACCCGGAACACCUAAUACCAACACCAAAAGAACCUUCAGUUUCCCAACACCGAAUUUUAAACUCACGGUUACGAAUGCCAACACGCCUCUAGUUUCACCAAGCUAACGAUACGAUGGGUACGAUUUGGUUGAUAAUUUGAGGUCCAGUUUGUACCUUUUGUUGUCCUAUAUCAGGGUACAUUCCACUUCCUGUUUUCUCACGUGAUUUCAUUCCAGAGCGCGUGCCGUGGGUGAGAAGUGAGGAGUUUGCAGGUGCGCUCUGACAUCUAUUUCCGGUAUAUCUACAUUUUGAUAUACAGUUUGAGGUUGUGCCAAAUGUUUGAUGCCAUGAACUGUUAAAACUUUAUGGGAGUUUUUGUUUUCUUUAAUAACCAAGAGGUUAGGUUGUGGACCAGGAGGACAAGGUGAUACCCGGUCAUACCUGAUUGAGCCUAGUCAACGAAGAUGAUCUAUGAAUUUAAAAAAACAAUCACCCCUUUUUAUGGAACAAAAACCAUUUAAAAGUACAACAACAACAAAAAAAAAUUAGAUGUUUGAGAAUUGUGAUUCAACAUAGCAUUUAUGGGGUGCUAAGAUGAAUUUCUAGUUUGUUUGUAUAUAGUUUAGAUUAUUUAUUGUGUAUAAAAUUUUAAUUAAUUAAGAGUUUGUUUAAAUCUGAUCCUCUUUAAUAAUUGUACACGUCAUAAUUUCUAUUUAUAUGUCUAAUUAUUAGAACUAUUAUUUGUUUAUAAUUCAACGUCAUGGGAUAGCGUUGUAAAUUCUCAACGUUCAGUGCUGAAGAAUGACGUCAUGAUUUAUUACUUCGUUUAUUCGUUAUUUCAGCGUCAUAGGGUAGGAUUUUACGUUAUUAAAUUUUAGCGUUGAUGUCGGGCAAUGAAAUUUAGUGCUUAUUUGAAAGUUAUUAUAUUUAUUUUUCUUUGCAUCUCGGUGCCAAUACGUAGCAUAAAUAUAAUAUAUAGAUGUAUUCCAAUGUUCAGAACAACGUAACACGUAGCUAUUUGAAAAUUUUGUAAGUCGAAUUGACGUUUAAAAGUAGCGAAGUCUCGAUCCGGGGGUCAUUAAAUGUAUAUUACGGGUUUUAUAUUUGACAACCAUGUUUUACUGUUAAAUAGAAUUUACGAAAGCAUAAUAAUUAUUGUCACCUUGGUUACCUCGUGGGGAAUUACAAUUUUCAUGUAAAUAUAGGAUCCAGUCAGAAGCAGAUUUACAGACAGGAGGGUAGAUCUAACUAUUAAGACCACCUGCAGAUUUCGUCAAGGUCACGAUAUGUAAGCAGGGUUAGGGCACGUGAAUGUUGCAAGGAUUGUGGAUUAGGACUUUGGUUAGGGUUGGAGUUAGUGCUAGCGCCCUGUUUAUAUACUGGAUACUGAAACACGCCAAUAUUUCUGUAAAUUUGGGGCCCACCUUUGAGUUUGGCCUAGAUCCCCCACAUCACCCACAAGUUGGUAAAUCAAACCCUUCACGGAGCAGUGGAGGCUUACGGUCAAUACCCAGUUCAUUCACUUUAGUGGAGCCUGUAUAACUACAUCCCCGGGACUGCAUGUUUACGGUCCAAGGCCCACAAUUAGAUACUUUGUAAAUCGGUUCCUGGAUUGAGUUAUUGGUUUUAUAAUGAAUAAAGAAUCUAUGCAUAAUUAAUUUGUAAUUAAAACAAUGAUCUUUGUACAAUAGCUGAUGGUUUAUUCGAUGGGAUUUUUAUAUCCCAAGAAAUUUGUUAUCUUUAAUAAAAUAGUGACUUUUUUUGUCCAGUAACGAAACAUUGGAUUAUCCAGACCUGUAUUUCACCCGAUUAAUUUCACUAUACAUGUAUAUCCAUUUUAUUUGUUUGUUUCACAGAAAUGCCUUCAAUUUUUCUCUCAUUCGCCUCGACGUUCAAAUUCCCUUUAUCUUAAAAAUUGCGAGAUUCAUACACGCAGUUUCCACAAAACACAGUCUGUGUGCUCAAUUCAUUUUCAAUUGAUUUAAAAUUAAUGCAUUUGAGAACUUAAUCACAAGUGAGUCGAUGUUGGAAAGAAAAAAAAAAUGUUUAAUUAUCAAAAAAAAAAAAAAAUGUUAUUUGAAUUAAAUUCUAGUCUGGAUGAAUGUAACAACAAUCAUCGAAUUCUACACCAUUUUGUCUCAACGGAAGAUUCUGUUUGUGUGAUAGGAGUGAAAUGUACGUCCAUUGAAAACGAACACGUGAAUAAAUGUUGCUCAAUUAUAUAUCUGUGUUUGUAAAUAUUAUUCACCUUUUUCUACUUUUUCAAUUUUCAAAUUUUUUGUUAAUAAUCAAUUUUCAUAUACAUACAUUGAUCUAAUUGUGUCAUUUUCGAAUGUCAAUGUUUUUGGAGUUUUUUGUGCCUGUACCGUUUGGAUGAUUUUGUUUGUCAUCUUCGCCAACCAGAUUGUUAUUUUGUGGCUGUAGGCUUAGGAUGAUUUUGUAUGCGUCGUGUGUAUAAAUGUCAUCUUUAGCGAAAAGAUUGUUUAUUUUGUGUGAUAAGGAAGUCCAUUAAUUUGUUUGUAUGUAGUUAAUUUAUAAUUAGAAUGUAUAUAAAUAUAAUUUAUGUUUAUGAAUUAUUAUUUGUUCAUACUAUAAAAGGGUUGUUAUUUCAAAUAUCCAUAUUUUUGCAACAAUAAUAAACACUUUAUGCAUUGUA
Molecule: messenger RNA, 3677 nt
Organism: Patella vulgata (common limpet)
Lineage: Eukaryota; Metazoa; Mollusca; Gastropoda; Patellidae
Product: dual specificity protein phosphatase 1-B
Exons: 4
Coding region: 68-1147 (359 amino acids)
Biological process (GO): protein dephosphorylation; negative regulation of MAPK cascade
Cellular component (GO): cytoplasm; nucleus
Molecular function (GO): protein tyrosine/threonine phosphatase activity; MAP kinase tyrosine/serine/threonine phosphatase activity
Source: RefSeq, a predicted model, not a curated record